CCGGCUAUGCAUCCCAACUGCUUCUGCUGCUGCUGCUGCUUGGGUCCCAAUCACCAAAGAAUAUGCAUGAUGGCGAUCGAUUGAUCGGUCACAAUGAUCGAUCACGGAAUUAUUCUCGAUCAAGAGACCAUUACAACGAUAAGAUUCAUCCAUUCUCAAUUUUUAAAACGGGCGCCAGUGUCUGACAGACAGUUCACGCUCAUGUACUUCCAUUCAUAUCCACUCGCUGGAGCCGGAGCCGGAGCUAUAUAUACGGUCAGCACGAGCCGUACCCUGCAUUCCAUCCAGAACACAACACCCACCUAGAAGCUUUAUCACUGCUGCUAGCCUGCUUCUGCUUGCAGUUUCUCAUACACAUGGAGAACACAACAUCGCCACAAUCUUCUUGCAUCAGCCAGCCGGCGGCGGCGGCCAUGUCGGCCGGCGAGAGCAGCUGGGCUAUGCACUUUGCAAACUUCGUGGCAUCAACAGACAACAAACAGGAGAUGGGUCACCAAGGAGGAGAGGCCUCUGACAGUGAUUUCUCCUCUGGCUUCUCUUCCUCAUUUGAUUCCUUGGGUGAUGGCUCCGACACCGACUCCUUCCUCACGUCGGACCUCAUGGAUGAAGACGAUGAGGAUGAUUCUCUGCAGGACACUGCCUGUUCUUCCGCCGCUCGCCCUAAGGUAACCAGCAUGCAUGAUAUGCUCAUGAAGUCAAUUCUAACCAUGGAUGCAAAGGACAUGAACACCGCCCAGCUGGCCAAGUAUUUCCUCGAUGCGAGCUCAAGGAAGCAGGCGACUGGUGCGGUUCCAGAAGUGAUCAGCGGUGGAAAUAGCAACGAGAAGCAGCUGCAUGAGUUCAAUGAUCUGAGAAAGAAAGGGCUUUGCUUAGUCCCUCUCUCCAUGUUGAUAGAUUACCUAGGUUGAUUACUGUUCAUGUACUGUAAGAACGCCGGUUCAGUUAUAUAUACAAUAUAUAUAUAU
Messenger RNA from Triticum dicoccoides, 965 nucleotides. Its product is annotated as vascular-related unknown protein 4-like. Bases 357 to 908 code for a protein of 183 amino acids. The transcript is spliced from 3 exons. Lineage: Eukaryota; Viridiplantae; Streptophyta; Magnoliopsida; Poales; Poaceae. Gene Ontology annotation, biological process: xylem development. The record is from RefSeq and is a predicted model, not a curated record.